AGUUCUGGAAAACUGUACAAAUGACAUCUAUCCUGCUCCUGUGCUAGUUUAUUCAUAGCUGCAUCAUAGUUUUGUCACCUCUCUUCUAACUUGCUGAUUUUUUCAGGUCUGUUUCUAUGAGACUAGUGAGUUAACUUCAAAAUUUGAUGCUUGCCUGCCUCUACCUCGCUCGUGUUGUGGAUGUUUAUUCUGUUUUAGUUCUGAAGUUCCUCCAGCUUCUCCUAAGUAAAUCCUGGUUUUUCAAAGUCAGUGCUUUGUAGAUUUGCUCCUCGUUUCCUUCCUCAUCUGACAACUCUGCCUGUACAGACAGGACUAGAUGCACUCACGGCCUCCAUUGUCGUUCCUUCAACUCCCUUCUUUAUUCAGCAGCUUUUCAGAUGUCUUCUUUCAGAAGAACUGCACCUGGAGUACUAUGGCAGCAAACAAUAUAAUUGGGAAAUGUAUAGAUGCUGUUGAACUGUUAGCUGAACAGUGGGAAAAUUGGCUGAUUCAGUGGAAAGCUUUAAAUGCAGUAGCAAAAGCAGCUUUGCUCUCUGCUUUCAAGACCACAGGCACUCAAGCAGCACCUGCCUUUGGGAUGGGAGGACAGCAACCCUCAGGCUUUGGGCUGUCAAGCUUUCCUGUGAGCAGCAGCAGCAGCAGUACCAGUGCCAGCAGUUUCUCCUUUAAAGCCAGUUCCAGCCUCAUCAGUUCCACAUCAUCUGGGAGCAGCCCUGCUGCUGGGAGCUCUUCUGCUGCUGUAAAUCCUCCUGCAUUUGGGACAGCAUCCUCUCCUAGCACACCCCAGUCCAUGGGCUUUGGCAGCGCGGCCGCUCCAUCCGCAGCCUCCUUCUCCUUUAAAGCAGCUGCCACGGCUGGUGGCUUUGGGACUUCUGCCUUCUCAGGCUUUGGCAGUGGAACUUCUGCUGGGAACUCUGCAGGCACCACUCCAGCAGCCUUUGGAGCCUUUGGUGCCACCGGAGCCCCUUCUGGCUCACCCUCGAGCGGCGCUUUAUUUGGACAGAGCAGCAGUGCCUCUGCACAUCCUGUCACCUCAGCGUCUGCUGCAGCCACCAACUCCAGCCCUGCCUCAGAGAAGUUAUUCACUCCCAAGAGCGAACUGUCAGCUGAAGAGUGGCAACAGUUUGAAGCAAAGGAGUUCACAAUUGGAAAGAUUCCUCUGAAGCCACCACCAUUAGAACUUUUAAAUGCUUUUGACCUUUUAAGUUUAUUCUAAAAUGUUGUUAAUUUUUACUUACUUUCUCAAUUCUCUUCUGCACUAACAAAUGCAGCAGUAUAAACUUUUGAACCUUAUUUUUGGGCAGACUUUUUACAUCUGAGAAAUGAACUGUUGAAACUAAAAUAGAACACUUCCUUCUAUAUGCUGUCCUGUGAAAUUAUGCACAAAGUCUAUAUGAAAAAUAUGGUGUCAAAAGAAAGAAUGUUUCAAUCAGAUAUUUAAAAACUACUCUUGUAUCAAUGUAUUAUCUCCAAAUGUACAGUCCAUGGGAUGUAGGACUGGGCACAAAAGCUUUUUUCCCUAUUGCUCACACAAAUUGGUAUUGUAAAUUUAUUGGUGAGCCUUUACUGAUAGUUAUUACUGAAUGUGUGCCUUUGCUGUCCUUCUAAAAUCUGUUGCUUUAUUCCUCAGCUUUACUGAAACUAGAUGAUCGGUGAGGGAUGCCUCUAUAAUUUCCUCCACUCCCCUUCACUAAUUAUCAAAAUCUUCCAGCAUCCUAAUGUUUACAUCUUUAAGUUGACCCUUCCUGUCCAUAAAUGGUACAUGAAUUCAGGUCAAAAGGAGGGGCUAUUUCAGAGCCCAGAACCCCUGCCAAUCCUUUUGCCUUCUCUUAAUACCAUUCUCUUCUCAUCCACAUUAAAAAGGGGUUCAAUAUAGCCUACAUAUCCCACCAAUUAGGGCUAUGAGUCAGCAUGGUAGUUUGCAAAAGCUGAUACAUUCCUUCAGGAUUCUUUCAUUAUGAACCAACAGAUCAUUUCCAACUCAAAAAAUCAGACGUAGUGUAAGGAACAUGUCCAGAAAAAAAUGGCUGAUGUUCUGACCCCACUGCUUGUCUGUGCUCUAUAUUUUGAGUUGUAUCCUCUUUAUCCAUCUCUACCCUGCUGUUUUAGGGGUGUGGAAUAAAGGGAACUAACAUUUGCACAUAAAACCUCAUCCCCUUUUCCAACAUCCACUGUAAAAUAAUAUUAAUCUGCAAUGACACAUUUUCCCCAUACUCCAAUUGAUAAAGUGGCCACUAGUGAUGACAAUAUCUCUUCAUUUUAUCUUUAGUCACUGGUUCUCCCCUAAACACUUCCCAGCUUUUGGGGAUGCAACCUAGACGCUUUGGGGAAGAAUUGUGGAUUGGCAUGUUCCCAUCAUGUUAAUUUAAUAACAUUCAAGUUACACAAUUCUUUUACCCUUAGGUCCAGACCUUCAGUAGUUACAUGAUCCUAGUCCCCCUGACUGGUUACACUGAUAAACAUACACCGUUUGAAAGAGGAACACUGGUACACCAACCAAUCCCAGAAUUCUAUUCCCCUUUUUGCACUUAUGUAAGUCUCUCUGCAGCAUUAUACCUUGAGUUGCUCACCACCUUUAGACUGGAGAAGAUUUGAUGGGGUCCAUGAUCAGCUGGUCGGUAUGUGCUGCAGUCCUGUCUCAUCCAAUUCUCUAUUGCCAGAGGAAGCAAGAUGGUCUAGUCAAGGCUUUUGGCCAUCCCCCCUGGACACCCAGAACUCCCAAAUAUGGAUUCUACUGGGUGCAAGAAGCAGAUUUGCACACAGAGUAGAGUUCAUAGAAUAUCCUGACUUGGAAGUACCCCACAAAGAUCAUCAAUCCAACUCCUGGCCUUGCACAGGACCAUCCCCAAGAGUCACACUAUGUGCCUGAGCUCUGUCAAGUUGGUGCUGUGAUGAUUUGGUGCUGGUUGGGCACUGGAGCUUUCUCCAGUGCCCAACCAGCCUCUGGGUGAAGAAACUUUUUCUAAUACCCAACCUAAACCUCCCCAAACACAUCUUCAGGCCAUUCCCUCAUGUCCUGUCACUGGUCAGCGGUGAGGAAAGAUCAGUGCCUGCCCCUCUACUUUUGAGAAGUUGUAGACUGCAACUCAGUCUCAUCUCCUCCAGGCUGAACAGACCAAGUGCCCUCAGCUGCUCCUCAUAGAGUUUCCCCUCAAGCCCUUCUUGAUCUUCAUUGCCCUCCUUUGGAUGCUCUCUACCAGCUUUAUGUCCUUCCAGCACAGAGCCAAGCGGGACAAUCCCUUCCUUGCCUGGCUGGUGAUGCUGUACCUGAUGCACAGAGAUCUUUGUUACAUGGCUGUGCACAUGGGUGCUGGGUAGUGAAUCCCUAAAUGUAGCACAGCCUCUGUGUGCCAGCCACCCACUUUUAUACACUUCAAAUAGCAACAACUCAACAUCUCCAAGCUAUGCUGUACCUACAGUGAGAGGACUGAAGAAAAUGGCCUUAACCUGAGAUGGGGAAGAUUCAGGUUAGAUAAUAAAAAAAGUUUUUCACUGUUAAGGUGCUCAGGCAUUGGAAUAGAUUGCCCAGGGAGGUGGUGGAGUCACUGUUGAAUAUGUAGUACAAUUUUCCUAAGAAAGGAUGUUUGAUCUUUAUAUACUUUCAAGCCUAAUCAACAAGAAGGGAGAAUUAAUCCCUGAAAGGGAUAGCAGCUGGCAAGCUCUAAAUGAUGCUAAUGUGUUAGAAAGACAAAUUACUUGUAGGUAGAAUUGCCUUGUUAGGGUUCAGGGCUGGACAUGCUUCAGUGAUCUCAGACCUAGGUGAGGUUAACAAAGCUUGGGAAGAAGGAGUUACCACUGAUAGUGGACACAAAGAAUGCAGAAUUUACACACCACAGGAAUAUUUGUCAGAACCCCCAAGAUAAGGAAGAAAAUAAUAAAAACAACUCAGCAACUGUGCUGAAACCAGCUCUGACUGGGUAAAGGGUAAUUCCAGCAGGGGGAUCUGUGACCACUGGCUCAUGGACCACCAACCCAAAAAACCCAUGGGCCCACAAGAAGAGAAAGACUGAGUGUGCGGACUAAUUGACAUGAGAAGUGAGAGAAUAAUUAACCAAUGGAAAAUAGAAUACGAAUUAGUAAUAGAGCUGUAUAACUUGUAGCCAAUGAAUGCUAAUUCCUUUGUUUGCUAAAUUGUAUAAAUAGAAAAAAUUUUGAUAGUUGGUGUGCUUGAUUUGUGGAAUACCAUCUAGC
Molecule: messenger RNA, 4191 nt
Organism: Serinus canaria (Common canary)
Lineage: Eukaryota; Metazoa; Chordata; Aves; Passeriformes; Fringillidae
Product: nucleoporin NUP42-like
Exons: 5
Coding region: 317-1216 (299 amino acids)
Cellular component (GO): nuclear envelope
Molecular function (GO): nuclear export signal receptor activity
Source: RefSeq, a predicted model, not a curated record